CGGGAAAAAAAUUAACGGGAGAAGUAACGAGAAAAAACCCACUUCGUUCUUGUAAUGAGUCAUUUCACGGGUGUCCCAGAAUAAAUUGCACUAAAUGUUGUUAAUGCAUUUUUCGAUCACCUUCUGUUUAUAAAGAAUUUCCUUUAAAUCCAAUGCAGUAAAGCAAUAUGAACCAGGUAGUUUGCCGAUAAUAUCAGCGAUUCUUUAAUAAUGGAUAAACAUCUCCUGCAGCGAUUAAAUUUAAUUUUCUAGAAUCCACACAAAAUCGCGGUGUACCAUCUUUCUUUUUGAUGAUGACGACCAGUGAUGACCAUGGACUGAAACUUCGUCGAAUAACGUGAUUUUUACCAUUUCUGGAACUUGUUCAAUGAUUUGUGUUUCCUUGUGUGGUUUAUGAUUUGGAUAUAACUGAAUGGGUUGAUGGUGUGUAGGCAUGCAACAAUCCCAAACUAGGAAUCGCUGAUCGGCACCGAACGGUUUGUUACCGAACAUGUUCGGUCACCAAACCGUUCGCAACCGAACAUGUUCGAUCACCAAACUGUUCGCAACCGAACAUGUUCGGUCACCAAACCGUUCGUAAUCGAACAUGUUCGGUCACUAAACGGUUUGUUGCCGAACGGUUCGCUGCUGAACAUGUUCGCUACCGAUCAGCAAGCCCUAGCUUGGGAUAGUUGCAUGCCUGAUCUGGACUAAAGGUAAAUUGAAUGAAAUUGAAGCUUUUGAAGGAACUAACCAGUGAGAAAAUAGACUAAAGUACAAUGUGAGCGAAUGUGUCUUCUACUGAAUCGCUACCAAAGGUUUAAAAGAAAUAGUUUGUCAAAGCUAAGAACAUGAGAAUGAAGAAACACAUGAAAGAAAUCUUUGUAAAACAGAAAAAAUGGUGAAGAUUACACCAAACGGAGGAGCAGCCUUGAUUACGUCGUAGCCGUAAGUAGUCAUGUAAAGAAAAGUUUGAAUCAGAGCAGCAAAUUUAUGUUUACUUUAUUUCAGGAAGUUGAAAGUACCUUUAGUUUCCAUUAUAUCUGAUUUACUCUCUAAGUUCUUACUAACGUGGGCUCUGUAUAGCAGAUUGAUUUACUUUGUUUUCAUGCAAAAAUGGUUUUUCUCACUGUGCAGAAAAAAGUAGACAGACAGUUGCAGCUCUAAUUUGAAUAUAUCUUUAGAAGGUUUAUGGUACUUUGUCCUAAUAGUUAGUCAGCAGAGCGCUCGUCGAUGUCUUUGAUGAGAAAAAUAUAAACUAUCGUAUUUACAAUCUUCGUCCGAACACGUUCGAUAGCGAUCAGGUAGAAAACACAUUCGCUCAGAUUGUGCUUUAGUUAAUCUAUUUUCUCACUGGUUACUUCCUUCAAAAGCUUCAAUUUCAUUCAAUUUGCCUUUGAUCAGGCAUGCAACCAUCCCAAGCUAGGGCUCGCUGAUCGGCAGCGAACAUGUUCAGUAGCGAACGGUUUGGUGACCGAACAUGUUCGAUUACGAACGGUUUGGUGACCGAACAUGUUCAGUAGCGAACGGUUUGGUGACCGAACAUGUUCGGUUGCGAACCAAACUAUCGGUUUGGUGCAUGCCUAGUCAUACGACCUGAGAAGAACCUAAAUGCAGCAACGUCAUUGAAACUACUGCGUUGCUAUAUAUAUAAAAAAGUCAGGAAAGGUAUUGCUUAUACAGUCACUAUCUCCUCAUGCCUUGGUGUGAUAUCGUUGUUUAUAUUACAUCAUGGUUUUUCUGUUAUGUUCUUUGUUCCUUUCUCGCCUAUAUAUAUACACAGGGAUGUACUACUUCGAAGAGUGCUUUUUGAUUUCUCAAUAAACCAUUUGUACAUACAAAUUAAGUUUCGAACAAGCUAGGUGCAGCCUAACAACAAUGGUCCAAUAUGCCCAAACAAGAUUUAAAUGUGCUUAACAAUGGCUUAAGUAUGUUCAACAAUGCUUAUAGAUGCUUUGAUGCUCAAACAAGGUAUAUGUAUAUAUGCUAAAUGAUGUCUAAAGUCUUAAGUGGUAAAACACUGGAGUAAAAUUAGACGCAAUAAAACGUCUGAAGAACAAAGGACGUGGGCCGAUAAGGCCACGUUGCGUCCCCCAACAAAAUACAAUAAAUUAUACAUUUUCGGAAUCAGCGUCGAAUUCUGAACAAAACUGUCGCUUCACUUUUUCGAAAUUCCAAAAAAACGUUUUUUCGAAAAAUUUUGGGGCACCAGGGGGAAGUCGGAAAAUUUUUUUCUUCAAAACAAUUGGGGAAAAAGUUUUUCUGAACCAGAAUUUUAUCCUGAUUACGAAUCUGAUGUUAAAAAUUGUGAAAUCAUAAGUUCUCAUGGAGAAAAACGCCAUCUAUUGUACGCCUACAAAAUUGGCUAGUGAAUGUAGACACGAUCCACUUUAAUAUAACGGACUGGUUCCGCAAAAUUUCAAAAAACAUAGAACAGAAAAAAUGAGAACAGAAUACAUAAUGAUUGAUGGAUGAGAAGGCACGUAUUCGAAAGAAAAAGAUAAUAAUUUUCUCUGACUAUACAAACAGUUAUAGGCAUUAGAAACCUUCACAGUAGUGAGUGUGUUACAUUCUGUAUUUUUUAUGAAAUAAAAUUAUAUUAGACGUGCUAAACCGCACAAAACGUCAUUCCUCUUCGAAUAUGUGUUAUAAUUGUUAGCUCAGAGGGCUAUACUAGAAAAAUUAGAAUGCCAUUCAAUAGUGCUCGUUGUGGUUUGUGUAAAAAAGAUCUACGAAAGGAGAAGAAGCGUCACUUGAAAAACACGCCGGAUAUGUUCGAUUACGAUUCAACGAUUUGUAUCUAAAACUCUACGGACAUAAUAUUGAUGACACAAAUGAAGAAAAUAUUCUUGAUUGGUUACAAGAAAAAGAUACAUUUGUUGUCGAUCGCGGGUUUCGCGAUGUUCUACCUCAGAUAAAAGCAUUUGGCUACAAUGUCUAUAUACCAUUGUUCUUACCGAAAAAUCAAAAACAGUUUUCGACUUCUGAAGCUAAUUCAAAUCGUUUUGUAACUAAAGUACGCUUCGUAAUAGAGUGUGUCAAUGGAAGAAUUAAACAGUGGAGAUUCUUUAACAACGUAGUACCUAAUUCCAGUCUUCCAUUUGCUCACGAAUAUUUUUCGAUAGUCUGUAGUUUAAUCAAUGCAUUUCGUCCUCCGUUCGUUCAAGAUACUUCUGCUCAUGAAGAAAUAGCUCGUGAAAUGCAAAAAAAGAGAGAUGAGAAGAAUAAACUAUUGUCAAAGCUCAAUGACAAGGGGUUUAUGAAAGCUAAAAAAUGGACAUCGUUAAAAGCCAGUGAUGCAGCCGUCGAUUUUCUUAGUUUUCAAAAGAAGAGUUCGAAAAACUAA
Didymodactylos carnosus is the source of this 3325-nucleotide messenger RNA. NCBI's taxonomy places the organism in Eukaryota, Metazoa, Rotifera, Eurotatoria, Philodinida, Philodinidae. The record is from the annotation of a GenBank genome assembly.